CGUGGCUAGACGGGGGCGUGGCCUGGGAGGGGCAGCUGGGGCCCCGAGCGAUCGCUGGCCAGCGAAGCGCCACACUCGCUUGGUUGAGGAGAACGGCACUCCGCCGGGACAGCACGAGCCUGGGAGAUGGCAGUGAUGGAAGUGGCCUGCCCGGGCACUCCUGGCUCGGCAGUCGGGCAGCAGAAGGAGCUAGCCAAAGCCAAGGAGAAGACACAGUCACCAGGGAAGAAGCAGAGCUGCGUUUACAAGCUCGAAGCCAUGGAGAAGAGCCCUGUGUUCUGUGGAAAGUGGGAUUUCCUGAACGACGUCAUUACCAAAGGCACAGCCAAGGAUGGUUCUGAGGGUGGGCCGCCCGCCAUCUCCAUCAUCGCCCAGGCCGAAUGUGAGAAUAGCCAGGAGUUCAGCCCCACCUUUUCAGAGCGCAUCUUCAUAGCAGGGUCAAGGCAGUACAGCCAGUCUGAGAGUCUUGAUCAAAUACCCAACAAUGUGGCCCACUCAACGGAAGGCAAAACGGCCCAUGCGUACCGCAAGGAAAAGCGUCGCAGCAAAGCCCGAAAAAAACGUAAGAAGAGAAGGUCGAAGUCGCCUGCCCAAGCAGGAGUGGCCUUAGCCAAACCCCUGCCCAGAACCCCUGAGCAAGAGAGCUGCACCGUCCCAGUGCAGGAAGAUGAAUCUCCUCUAGGCACCCUCUAUGCCAGAAGUGUCCCCCAGUUCACCAAACCUCUGAAGGGGACAGUCCUUGGCCACCUGUGCUUUAAAAAACAAGCUGAAGGCCUGCAACCAGUGCAGCCUCGACCAGAACUCCACAAACUGAUCAGCCCCUUGCAAUGUCUAAACCAUGUGUGGAAACUCCACCACCCCCAGGCCGUAGGCCCCCUCCCCCACUCCACUCACCCUUUCCCCUACAGCAAAAUGCCCCAUCCGUUCCCGUUCAAUCCUCUGGAACCCUGGAGACCCUACCCACUAGAAUCCCUCUUCCUGGACAAACUAGCCGGUAUAGGUGGCCAGCAGCCCCUGCCUGGCCCACCAUACUUAGGCAAGCUGGCCUACAGAGACAGUCGGAAGCCGCUGCCUGGCCCACACCUGGAGUCCAGCUACCCAUCUCAAGGUGCCCAAGAAAAGGUCCCUGUGGAGGAGUACCUGGUGCAUGCACUACAAGGCAGUGUGAGCUCAGGCCGGGCCGACAGCCUGACCAGCCUGGCCAAGACGUGGUCAUCAGGAAGCUGCAAGCCGCAGAAGCUCAGCCCUGAAACUGAGGACAACGAGGGUGUCCUGCUUACUGAGAAACUCAAGCCGGUGGAUUAUGAGUACCGAGAAGAGGCCCACUGGGUGACACACCUGCCCCGUUUGGGCAGAGGCUCCUUCGGCGAGGUCCACAGAAUGAAGGACAAGCAGACAGGCUUCCAGUGUGCUGUCAAAAAGGUACGGCUUGAAGUGUUUCGGGCAGAGGAGCUGAUGGCCUGUGCUGGACUCACCUCACCCAGAAUUGUCCCUCUCUACGGAGCCGUGAGAGAAGGUCCUUGGGUCAACAUCUUUAUGGAGUUGCUGGAAGGUGGCUCACUCGGCCAGCUCAUAAAGCAGAAGGGCUGUCUGCCGGAAGACCGGGCCCUCUACUACCUGGGCCAGGCCCUGGAGGGGCUGGAAUACCUCCAUAUCCGAAGAAUACUGCAUGGCGAUGUCAAAGCUGACAAUGUGCUCCUGUCCAGUGAUGGGAGCCGAGCUGCCCUCUGCGACUUUGGCCAUGCCUUGUGCCUACAACCUGAUGGCCUAGGAAAAUCCUUGCUCACAGGGGACUAUAUUCCUGGCACGGAGACCCACAUGGCCCCUGAGGUGGUGAUGGGGAAGCCCUGCGGCGCCAAGGUGGACAUCUGGAGCAGCUGCUGCAUGAUGCUACACAUGCUCAACGGCUGCCACCCCUGGACUCAGUACUUCCGAGGCCCACUCUGUCUCAAGAUUGCCAGCGAGCCUCCGCCUGUGAGAGAGAUUCCACCUUCCUGUGCACCUCUCACAGCCCAGGCCAUCCAAGAGGGGCUGAGGAAAGAGCCUGUCCACCGAGCAUCUGCCAUGGAGCUGCGGGGGAAGGUGGGCCAGGCAUUACAGCAAGUGGGAGGUCUGAAAAGCCCUUGGAAAGGAGAGUAUAAAGAGCCAAGACCUCCACCCCCAGACCAAGCCACCUGCCACCAGACCCUACCGACCCCACUGAGGGAGACCCUACCAGCCCAGGCCAACACGGUUGGGGCCCCUGAGCCUCAGCCUCCUCUACCUCCCGACCCACCGGAACAGAGCAGAGUGACAGCCUUGAGCCUGAGCAAGGAGGAGUCUGGCACAUGGGAACCCUUGCCUCUGUCCUCCUUGGACCCAGCCCCUGCCAAGGGCCUGAGUUUCCCAGACCGGAGGGCAACCUUCCCAGACCUGGAGCUGCAGCAGCUGGAGAUAGAACUGUUUCUCAACAGCCUGUCCCAGCCGUUUUCUCUGGAGGAACAGGAACAGAUUCUCUCGUGCCUCAGCAUCGACAGCCUCUCACUGUCAGAUGACAGUGAAAAGAACCCAUCCAAGGCCUCUCAGAGCUCACGCGACACCCUGAGUUCCGGUGUACACUCAUGGAGCAGCCAGGCAGAGGCAAGAAGCUCCAGCUGCAGCAUGGUGCUGGCCCGGGGGCGGCCCACGGACACCCCAAGCUACUUCAAUGGUGUCAGGGUCCAAGUACAGUCUCUCAAUGGCGAGCACUUGCACAUCCGGGAAUUCCAUCGGGUCAAGGUGGGAGACAUCGCAACUGGCAUCAGCAGCCAGAUCCCGGCCCCAGCCUUCAGCUUGGUGACCAAAGAUGGACAGCCUGUUCGCUAUGACAUGGAGGUGCCAGACUCGGGCAUCGACCUGCAGUGCACCCUGGCCCCUGAUGGCAGCUUUGCCUGGAGCUGGAGGGUCAAGCACGGCCAGCUGGAGAACCGGCCGUAGCCCCAGCUCCCACCACCAGCUCCACUCUGGCCACAGUAGGCUUCCUUCGGAUCUCAGUACUCAGAGCUGCCCUGAGAUGCUGGCUGAGUCUGCUCAGGGAGAUCUGCCGGUGCCUGGUUCAGCACUAAGACCAGGGCUUGCUACCGCAAAGGGAGCAGGGAAAGCACCUCUCAGGACUUGCCUCCUGAGUGUUGCUGGCCCCUGGCAGGAGAAACUCUGGCCCCAGGAGGAGACGAGGAGGAAGACAGGGGUCUCAUCUCUCAGGAAGAGAGCCAGUGUUCUCUCUGAUGCUCCAACCAAGGUGGUCAGACCCACGUGGAUCAGUCAGCAGUGGCCAGCAGUUGGGAAGCAGCUUAUAGCCUGGUCACAAAGAGCAGGUACCCCUAGGAAGGCAGGAGAGUGUCUUAAGGGUUCCUGCCCAGCUCAGACAGGGCAAGGCAGCAGGUGUGCCUGCCCAGGGGCUUGUGGAGUCCUUGACCCAAUGUCUAGCCUUUCUGACCAUUGACUAGUGUGAGAUGGAGGGAGCAGAAAGGACACCAGCUCCUUGGUAGACUGCACCACACCUACGCCUUCAGGUCACUGCAGCCCAGGUCCUGAGUUGAGCUCCUUGAUCAACCAAGGGCCAUAGAAAGUAUUGAAGAUAAGUGAUUCUCAGGCCUCAAGUCUGUGGCAGCUGUGUGCCACUUCUCAGAACAUCAGGCCUCACUAAGGCCUGCCCUCUGGCUAGCUGGCACUCUAGUCCCUCCUCUGUGAAAAUGAAGGAUGACAUGAGACCCACCUGACAGGAACAGUCUGCAAAUAAUAGAUGCUAAAGAAAGCCACAGAUGCAGGGCUCGCCGCCCUCCUGGGCAUGUAGUCAAAAUCAAGCGUGCCAGCUUCAUGGUGGCAAGAUAUUGCCGGCAGCACUUUGUAUUCUGAUGACGUCAAAAGCACUUUCCUGGCUGCCUUCCGUCAGAGCACUGGCUCUGCAUGGGCACAAGCAGGCCAGGGGAUGGGGAGGGGACUGUCUUGACCCAUCACCCACAUAGGCUUGACCCCCCCUCCCCUGCAAGCUUCUUUCAGAUUUAAGAUGAGCACCCCCACCCCGACUGCCCUAGCCAGGGUUUCUCCUGGUGGGACUUGGAAACAGCUGCUUAGGACUCAUGUAGCAUUAAGUUAACUGUGAAUCAUUGUGGGGAGGGGCGCAGAGAACCCCCUCUGGAGAAGCUCAUCUCCCCACCCCCAACCAGCCAGGAUGGUUUCCGCCCAGCUAUGUGCCAGGGACUAGGCCACUCCUGGCCCACAUGAGGAGCUGCGGCCACGGUGCUGCAUUUGGGGUGUACUCGGCUCUGCAAUAAAGUUUGCAAUGAGGAUGGGUGUCUGUAGGCUGUGG
Messenger RNA from Acomys russatus (golden spiny mouse), 4327 nucleotides. RefSeq names its product mitogen-activated protein kinase kinase kinase 14 (gene Map3k14). Gene Ontology annotation, molecular function: ATP binding; protein serine/threonine kinase activity. The transcript is spliced from 16 exons. The record is from RefSeq and is a predicted model, not a curated record. NCBI's taxonomy places the organism in Eukaryota, Metazoa, Chordata, Mammalia, Rodentia, Muridae. Gene Ontology annotation, biological process: positive regulation of canonical NF-kappaB signal transduction; protein phosphorylation. The coding region runs from base 127 to 2955 and encodes 942 amino acids.